CGUUCUAUCCAAUCAAAAUAGCCAAGAUGGACGCAUCAGAUUUCAAACCAAUCACGUCAGCUUUUACUGCAGUGGCUAACAGUUUGAAACAGUACUUUUAACAGUAAAUUAGGCAGGUUGACGGCUUUCGUUGUGUUGAGGAGCUGUUAACAGAGCAACAGGUCCCUUUAAAUCUCGUGUAGACUGUAACGGCAGUACAGUUGUAUCUUCCUAUCGCGGCCCACAUGCUGUAAGGAGGCAGAAAGAUGUCCUCAGAUGAAGGGGAGAGCAGUAGUCCCGUGUUACCAAGAGAUUCAGACAGAGGCAGCUCAGUUUCCUCUGAACUUCAGGAUGAAUAUGAAGAACUUCUUCGGAAUGCUGUUGUGACUCCCAAAUGUGUACCAAGCCAUCCAUCACAGCUUUUGAGCACAACUCAACUCUCCAGGAGUUCACAGCAUUCUACUAAAAUGGAUACAGCAGCUCAACCUCCUGCAGAUAAUGAAGCACACUCAAACACUGAAGUGACAUUGACCAGGGAAACUCCUUCCUUAGAGAAAUCCAGACCACCAAGUUGCAUAUCUGAGGGUGAGAGCAUAGCAGCCAGGUCUGUUGCAUCUGAGGAAAGAUCAGAGAGGGCACAGACCAGGUCAGACAGAUCAAGACAGAGCAGCCCUGAUGGUCUGAUCACUGUCAUGACUGAGAUGUUCAUCUCGGAGGAAAACCUGAAUAAGAUGGAGAACAUUUUGGACAUCUGGAGCACGAACAUAAAGAGUAAUGUGAUGAUGGAGCUGAGGAAGUGGAAACUGGCCUUUGUGGAGCAACACAGACUGGAGCUUAAGAAGGAGAGGGAGAAACAUGCUGCCCAAAUGGCAGCUGUAAAUGCUGAGAUGGACAGAUUCAAAGAUCUGCUCAACACCUAUGAGAUCUCUAACCAGAGGAAAGAUGAGGUGAUAAUGAAUCUGAGCAGGGCGGUUGACAGGCAGAGAGAGAAACUGGAGCUGAUGAGGAGUUUCACCCAGUGGAGGUUAAAGCACUGUGCUGCUAGAGAGGAGGCGCAGGGUAGCAGGAUGGCCGAGCAGCACUAUCAUUUGCAGCUGAAGAGGAAGGUGUGGGCAGGCUGGCACUCACUCAUUCAGAACAGGUGGCGAGAGCGUGUGGAGAGAGCAUGUUGUGCCAGGGCAGAGGACGUCUGCAUACAGCUCUCUGCAGACUAUGAGGCCAAGAUGGCACAGCAUGUAGAGGAGCUCCAGAGAGCUCAAUCUGAGAUCCAGAGGCUGCACAGAGAGCGAGAGCGUUAUGAGGACUCAAUGAAGAAAGCUUUCAUGCGUGGGGUCUGUGCGCUAAACAUCGAAGCCCUUAGCAUGUUUAACACUGCAGAAGCGGGUAGACUGGACCGUGAUGCUCCAUAUCCAGGGGAUGAGCCAAGCACCAGCUCAUUGGCCAAUCACCCACCAAGGACAGUCUCGUCUGCACGGCUCAGUCCAAUAGUCAUGGAGACUCCAAUACAGCUGGCCCCCUCCCACAGCUAUACAGAGGAUGCAGAGGAGCAGUUUGUCUCUCAGUCCGGCUCAAGCACAGUGCCAAGAAAAGAAACUGUUCUUUCAACCACAGUGGUGAACACUACCGUACCAACAGGGGGCAGUACAACCUCUAUGAGACACGUACUACCAGAUGUAAACACACAGAUAGUAACAGCUGGUAAGCAAAAAGCCUCUAAAACGGUUACUGCUCGUUUGACAGGACGGGCAGAGCCUCACCGAGUAGGACGGCCCCCUGGCACCCUGCAUGUUAUGGGUGUGGCCCCUCCUAUGAGUUCCGUCAUCGUUGAAAGACACCACCCUGUCACUCAGCUCACAGUUGGCCAGGCAACAGCAGCUAAAUUCCCUCACUCCGCUCUUCAGAGUCAGACUGUUUCAAGCAGCAAGAGCUCCUUCAGACAGCCCAGAGGCCCUUCCUCCUCCACCUUUGACAUACACUCCAUCAAAGUAGUGGACUAACACACAUAAUCGCUCAUUUGUCUGUCAGGCCUAGAGUCUGGAUACCUCUUUAUACAGUACACAUGGUAUAUGAUUUCUCAUGCACUAAUGUUUGGCUUUACAAGUCUGGAAAUGUCAAAGUAUCAUUAGUUUAAAUUAAAAAGGCUGUUUAUUCAGCUUUAAAUGAGGUUAAUACAUUUUUAGUACUACAUUUUUUUAUUUUUAUGAAACAUGUUGGAAAUGAAGGUAAGGUGUUUUGAUACUACAAUUGCCAAAUGUUUUUAUUUUAAUUGUAUUUUUUUUAUACAAUAGUAAUUUGUUUUAAUUGACAAAACAUUUAUUAUAGGGUGUAGUUUAUUUAUUAUUGUUGAUUGCAGUUGUCACCAUUCACUUGAUAAUGUAUUAAAUGCAGCUCGAACAUUAAUUUGUUUGACAUAACAUAGCCAUAAUCAUAAUCUGCAACAAUUUAUUCAUUGUUUCAGAUCAGUCAAGUACUGUUUUUGUUUAUAGUAUACUUUCAAUUCACAUGUAUUGAAAAUAAGUUUCUGGAUCUCAAAGUCUGUAAAAUAAAGCAUUGUUGUUGUUUUGUUUUGUUCA
Myxocyprinus asiaticus (Chinese sucker) is the source of this 2552-nucleotide messenger RNA. RefSeq names its product centrosomal protein POC5-like. Gene Ontology annotation, cellular component: centrosome. The transcript has 13 exons. The coding region runs from base 246 to 1976 and encodes 576 amino acids. The record is from RefSeq and is a predicted model, not a curated record. Lineage: Eukaryota; Metazoa; Chordata; Actinopteri; Cypriniformes; Catostomidae.